AUGCACUCCAGCCUUUUCCUCUCCUUCCUGCUCACCUCGUACGGUGCUGCCGCUGACGACAGUUGUCCUCCCGCCACGAUCGCGAAGCUUGGUGAGUUAAACACUAACCCACACCUGCAUUCCUGCCAGAAGAUCAUCUCCGACACUCCACCUGCGAAUGGUUCGACAAAUGAGCAAGUCAAAGCCAUGUGUACUUCCGACAAGUGUAGCGCACUGAUUAACGACGUCCUGAACUUCAUUCAUACGGACUGCAACAUGUCGCUUGUCGGUGUUGAACUUGACGUGCGCGAACUCGUCAACACAUUCGAGAAGGCGUGCCAGAAUAAUACGGACGGCAGUCGUGACUUGAAGAAGUAUGAGCGCCCUCCAACGGAGAAUGACACCAUGAACCACAGCGGACAGGGAGAACUGAACUUCGUCAAGGAUGGAGAUGUCACGCAGGUCGCGGAAAACACGAGCAAGAAAGACGACUACAAGCUGAAGCCUCCGAUGAACAAUAGCACAGCGAAAGAAUUCUUCCCGAUGCCCAACACGACAUACAAGGCAGUAGUUCCUGGAAGCACGCACUAG
Peronospora matthiolae is the source of this 570-nucleotide messenger RNA. The record is from the annotation of a GenBank genome assembly. NCBI's taxonomy places the organism in Eukaryota, Oomycota, Peronosporomycetes, Peronosporales, Peronosporaceae.